Bactrocera latifrons is the source of this 537-nucleotide messenger RNA. RefSeq names its product histidine-rich membrane protein KE4 homolog 2-like. Bases 24 to 536 code for a protein of 170 amino acids. Lineage: Eukaryota; Metazoa; Arthropoda; Insecta; Diptera; Tephritidae. The transcript has 4 exons. The record is from RefSeq and is a predicted model, not a curated record.
AGCUGYWAAUUUCAAUUGAAACAAUGGGCUCUAAGACUUUCGCUCCACUCGUAUGUUGUAUCGCACUGGUGGUGGUGAGUGCCUCACCAUACGGUCAUCAUGGACAUGAUCAUGGAGGUCACAGUGCUUCCAGUCACGCUUCAGUACAUUUAGUCUCACACGACGAUCAUCAUGUGCAUUUAGUUUCACACGACGAUCAUCAUGGUGACGAACACGGACACGGACAUGGACACGAUGAUGGACAUGACUCACAUGCUGAGUAUCACUUUAGUUACGGCCGUGAACCCACACACCAUCAUGUACCAGAUCAUGGACACACCAGUUAUCAUGGUGGACACGCCGAGGUUGAAUCGCACGAUGAUGGUGGAGAUGGUGGGGAUGGUGGUCAUGGCCACGGUCAUGAUUAUGGGCAUGGUUAUGGACACGGACACGGACAUGGCCACGGUCAUUCCAGCGGCUUCUCAAUCAAACAAGAACAUGGUGUUGCAGUUCAUCAYCAUGGUGGUCAUGAUUUCGGUGGACAUGGUGGUCAUUAAA